Messenger RNA from Cercopithifilaria johnstoni, 882 nucleotides. The record is from the annotation of a GenBank genome assembly. NCBI's taxonomy places the organism in Eukaryota, Metazoa, Nematoda, Chromadorea, Rhabditida, Onchocercidae.
AUGGUACAGACAGGAUCGGUUGAGAAAGAGAGGCCCAAAUGUGGUUGUAAAGGAGUUCGCUUCUGUGCUGCAUGUAAAGAUACGCUGAGGGUGACGAAACUGACGCAAUGUAGAGAAUAUCCGUAUGCGGAAUAUAAGAAAUAUGUGUAUUCUACGCGUUAUCGUAUGGGAAUACACGAUAAUUCAUUAUCCGGUCGUCCAACAUUAGCUGAUAUCCAUGAUUCGGCUGGUAGAAUAAACGAAAGUGAAAAUAAAUCUGAGGAUUAUUUGGUUGUUCCUGGUCUGAAUGUUGUUACCGAUUUCCUUACCGAAAUUGAGGAGAUGGACCUCGUCGAUGUGAUUGAUAAGACCGAUUGGGCGCCUUCACAAUCUGGACGUCGAAAACAGGAUUACGGUCCACGCGUCAAUUUCAAACAUAAGAAAAUAAAAACGGAUCGUUUUUUUGGGAUGCCAGGUUACAUAGACAUAAUACUAAACAGAAUGAAUUCCAUUUCCUCAGAUUUAUUCGGUUCCUAUCAGCCGUUUGAAUUAUGUAAUUUGGAAUAUAGCGACGACAGGUGGUCAGCUAUUGAAAUGCACUACGAUGAUACAUGGAUUUGGGGGGAACGCUUGAUUUGCGUCAACCUUUUGAGCGAGUCGGUAUUGACAUAUUCAUCUGACGAGAAACAAUUAAUGAUUUAUGUCCCACUACCAAGAAGAACAAUGGUAUGUAUGUCUGAUGAGAUUCGCUAUUCAUGGAGGCAUGCCGUCUUUCCGGAACAUAUUCGCGGUCGAAGAAUAGCCUUGACCAUGAGAGAACCAAGUGCAGCUUUUAAGGAAGGUGGUGAAUUGUACGAAAAAUUCGGUCGAGAACUCACGCGUUUAGGAAAUCUUCGAGUAUAA